GGUGGUCGGUGAGGCGCGGGCGGGCGGUCGGUGAGGCUCGGGCGGUUGGGCGGUGAGGCUGGGCGCCGCCAUGCUGUGGGGUGAGGGCCUGCUGGUGUCCUUUAGCGGCCUCCUCGUCUUUCUGCUCCUGGUUACGCGCAGCACACAGCUCUCCGUCGUCCUGACCGGCGGCCUCUACCUCCUGCUCGUCCUUUUCAGGUUCGAGCCUAUACCGGAAUCCCGGGCACAGCAUGUGCUAAAGCCCCAGGGGAAGGUGUCUACCAUCGCCCACAGAGGAGGAGCCCACGAUGCCCCUGAGAACACCCUGGCUGCCAUCAGACUGGCUGCACAGAAUGGAGCAGUCGCAGUGGAGCUAGACUUGGAGUUCACUAAAGACCGAGUACCUAUUCUUAUGCAUGAUGACACGGUAGAAAGGACAACAGACGGCUUUGGGAAAUUAAGUGACCUUACAUUCGCUGAAGUUAGAAAGCUAAAUCCUGCUGCUAACCAUCGCCUAAGACACCUGUAUAAGAAUGAGAAAGUUCCGACUUUGAGGGAGGCCGUUGAAGAAUGUUUACAUCACAAUCUAGUGAUUUACUUUGAUGUGAAAGGCCAUGCGGCUGAGGCCGCAGAAGCUCUCAGGAAGCUGUACAUUGACUUUCCACGCCUAUAUAACUGCAGCAUUGUCUGUUCUUUUGAACCAAGUGUCAUUUAUAAAAUGAGACAAGCAGAUAUCAAUGUAGUCACCGCUUUGACGCAUAGACUGUGGAGCCUUAGUCAUCUUGGAGAUGGUAAACCUCGCUUUGACUCCUUUUGGAAGCAUUACUUCUAUGUCUCAAUGGACGUCCUGCUGGACUGGGGGCUGCACCACAUCCUGUGGAAUCUCUGUGGAGUAUCGGCCUUAUUAAUGCAGAAGAAUUACAUAUCAAUAGAUUACGUGGAGAAGUGGAACAAGAGAGGCGUUGAAGUGGUGGCCUGGACUGUCAAUACGGCCACAGAGAAGCUUCACAGUGAGCACGUCCUGCACAGUAACUUCAUCACUGACAGCAUGGUAGAGGAUUGUGAUCCUCAUUACUGAAACGCCCACCAUAGUGGGGCCACCAUCAUUUAUGUUGUUGACGUUUUUGUCUUAAGAUGGCUUACCAAGUGUGGUCCACCCGAGCCUACCUCACUGGGGACAAGCCUUCUGUCACAGAGAAGGUGGACCCCUAGUAAAGGUGUGUAAAGUAAAACCUCAUCCCUAUA
Hyla sarda is the source of this 1224-nucleotide messenger RNA. It is a transcript of the gene GDE1, whose product is annotated as glycerophosphodiester phosphodiesterase 1. Gene Ontology annotation, biological process: lipid metabolic process. Bases 71 to 1057 code for a protein of 328 amino acids. The record is from RefSeq and is a predicted model, not a curated record. NCBI's taxonomy places the organism in Eukaryota, Metazoa, Chordata, Amphibia, Anura, Hylidae. Gene Ontology annotation, molecular function: phosphoric diester hydrolase activity. The transcript has 6 exons.